Messenger RNA from Syngnathus typhle (broad-nosed pipefish), 7606 nucleotides. RefSeq names its product estrogen-related receptor gamma b (gene esrrgb). Lineage: Eukaryota; Metazoa; Chordata; Actinopteri; Syngnathiformes; Syngnathidae. Gene Ontology annotation, cellular component: nucleus. Gene Ontology annotation, molecular function: DNA-binding transcription factor activity; sequence-specific DNA binding; steroid binding. Gene Ontology annotation, biological process: regulation of DNA-templated transcription. The transcript is spliced from 8 exons. The record is from RefSeq and is a predicted model, not a curated record. Bases 5433 to 6866 code for a protein of 477 amino acids.
CCCCCCCCCCCCCCCCUUUCCUUGUCGUUACAUUCCAAUGUACCCAGGCAAAAUAAGGUGCAAAAGAUUUGCAUUUCAUUUCCCCGCGCAUAUUUUUAAUCAUGUCCCGCCCGGCUGACGCUCUUGUUUGAGUGGCGCUGACUUCAUAUCGAGCGAGCGGCUAAGUGAUGACUGGCGCUGACGGAUUGUCGUCCGGCCGUCCCCUUUUUUCUUUUUUUUUUUUUUCUCCCCCUCCAUUCCUUCCCCGAGUGGACGUGAGGGCUCAGCAGGCGCUACAAGACAAAUAACACCCGGGCCGGCCGGGGCCAUCGGUCCAUUAUUUUGCAGCGCUGAAACCCUUUCAGGCGGCCUGCAGCAACACAUGUAGACAGACAAUAUACGAUAUUAACUAUGGUUAAUAUAAAUAUUUUGGAGUGCUAUUUCUGUUUCUUUUUUUUUCUCAGAGCGCUCCGUUUAUUGGCGUUUUCUCUUUCUCUCUAUACAACAUUUGAAUCAAAAUUAUCUAGGUGACCCCCAAACUUUUUUUUUCCUCUCCAAGAGAAAAUUUUUAUUGUUGUGAAAGGGGGAAAAAAAAUAUUUUUGUGGAAGUUGAUACGGUGAGAAAUCUCACUGGUGUCUCCAAGUUUGUUUCUUAUCCGGAGAAAUCCCAGAAGGGGAACAAACAAAAGCAAAUCUUUGUUUGAAUAGAAAUCGGCUCUCCAAUUUUCCUGAAAACAAUUUUAUUUCCAAGCAAUAUCGCAGCGCUCUACCUCACUCCCAAAUGUUUUUUUUUUCUUUCUUUUGUGUGUGCGCGCGGCUUAGCUAUGACCUACUUUAAAGUGUGCUAUUUGAAUAUGAAAAGGGCGGCAGUCGGGGGAGCCCAGGGGAUGGCAACGGCGGCUUCCUCUAAAAUGUUAAUGCUUGGGCUAAUUGAUGGUAUGUUCUUUGUCAGCUCCCACUUUUCGUGCCACCUUCUCAUCGACGCCAGCGCAAGCUAGAGAAGCUUUCUGAUGAUUUGAGCGCACCGAAGGGGGCCGCCACCGCCACCAUGGUGCAUUUACUUGCGCUUUCAAGACAAGUUAGCGCCGCCACAUUUUUGUAUUUCAAAAAGGGAAUAAUUGCCCAGGGCGGCGGCAGGGGGAGCGUGGCCGCGGGAUUCCCCGAGAGUGUCGCUGUGAAGUCGACGCGUCGAUGCGGCGCCACCGCGGCGGCCGUUUACCAAAGAUCGUUUCUUUUUCUCUCUCUCUCAAACGGCCUUCAAAAGGAGCGCUAACGUUAGCUCAUUGAGGCAAAACGGCUGAUUUAAGUUAAAUUUCGACUGACGUGUGGCUCCGAGUCUCAAAACGGUGGCGAGCUGUUGGCGCCCUGGUAAACACAAGACGAUGAAUUCCGCUCAUGAAAUGUCUUUUCUUUUAGCUUAAUGUGGACAUCAACGAAAGAUGAGGACAAAUUGUCCAUCCGUCCAUCUGGAGCUUCUGUUUUUCGUUUUGUUUUUCUCCUAAAGUGACUUGUCGGCAAAGCCAAGGCCAGCAAAAAGCCUCAAAGUAGUUUUGCAUGGCCCCGCUGUGUCAUUGGGGCGCCGGGCCGGGCCGGGCCGGGCUAAAUUGCCAAUAGUGUUUUCUUUGCUUUGCUAAUUAUUAAUUAGCCAUCUCCAUGCAUAUGUGUUUCUUCCUAAUUGCAUUUGAUGGAUGAGUGGCAGCUCUGACACCUCAUUAGAGCAGAUUAAUGGAACGACACAAUAUUUAUGUGCGGCGCAAUGACCACUUAUCCCGCCCGCCAUCUAUCAGCGGGAUGAUCUCGCUGAUUGAAAACCGCUGGUCCGUGUAAUCCUAAUUAUUUGCAAUUUAUAGCUUCUCGCGCCGUUUUCCGCCGUGACGGCAAAUUGGAAACAUUAAAUGCAUAACGAGGGGGAAAAUGAGGGGAAGACAAUCACGGAAUUAAUGUCGGGGAGAAAGACGGAUGCGUCCAACCGACGGGUAGGCGUGCCAGACAUUUGCUAUCGAUGACUUUGAUCCAGAUUGCGCGGAUUUGUUGAUAUGAAGAUUAUGUUCAACCCCGGAUUCUUCCCAUUUCCAUGUUCUUCUUUGGAAAAUGUGAUCUGAAUGUGUCUUUUCUUUUUUGGGGGCUUUUCCUGCAGUUGUUUGCGUGGAGAAUGCCCAGAGGACUUUCCUCAUUGAACUGGCAUAUCCCAUCUUGCUCCGCCGCCAAACAUUCCCAACCUCAUAUUUGCUCUUUUUUCUUUAUUGACAAUGAUUGUUAUUUUGGAGAAGAAAAAAAAAAAAAGUUUGAGCGCUCGCUCCAAGAGCAUUAGCAAGUGAACUCGCUAUAACCCUCCUCCAACUCCGGCAAAGCUUUUUGCCCUCGUGGGACGAGCGCGCGCUAAAAUCCGCCGCUUGAGCUCACAUAGAAGCAACCAGGCCCAGAAGAGUCGGUCGGGCUUUCGCUAGCCUACAAUAGCGCAAAAGCCUGCAGGAACAGGAACGGCCUCCUUUCCCAGGUACUGAGAACUUCCUAUUUCUGACUUUGUAUUUGCCUCCCAACUUUUGCAACACCAUUAGCCCCCGCCUCCCUCGGUCGAGCCGAGCCGAGCCGGCGGAGUUUUGUUGACAAUCGUGCCGGCGUCUGUCCCCAUGUUAGCUUAGCCAGCUACGUCCGGGCGGGAUCAUGGCGCGGAGUCGCUCUUGGCCACUUUGACCGAAUUGGCUGAGCAGCCCGGAGAGCAAAGGUGUUCCUCCAAGCCGUCCUCCGAUGUCACUGUCCACUUAAAAAUAGCGCAAACGGGGAGGAGCUUUAAUCGCAGCCCCCGAAUGGAGCGCAAGGCCGACAUUUAGCCGCAACCACGGUUGGAAUACAAGAUUACGGCAGGCCCCUCCUGGCGGCAGCCGUUUAUUUUUAUCCCCUUAAAGGCUGCCAAAAUUAGCCCGGCCAAAAACGCUGAGCGUGAAAAAUGAAAGGUUCCCGCCGCUUCUGGUAAGCGGCCUGCCUGCCUGCCUGCCUGCCUGCCUGCGCGCUUGGCGGAGCAACGGGACUGCUGCGCUUGCGAUACGCCGACAGGGGUCGGUCGGUCGGUCGGUCGGGCGACCUGCUCGCUCGUCACGCUCACGUUUGACCCCGUCAAUGUCGAUUUUUCAUUCAAACUCAGACAGAGAGAAGGAGAAUGUGUCCUUGUUCAUCUUCUCCGGAGUUUGCGAGCUAAGGUGCCAUUGCUAGCCUCCAAAGAGAAACGUGCACGUCCUUUUCCGUCUUUUCAUGGCGGGAUGGGGACGAGAUGAGAGGAACCUUUUCCCCCAUUUUAGCGCCACAAAGUUUUGUACUCACGAGUGGAGCUGAUCAUUGAAGAGCUCCUGGUAGCCCGCGGGCUAAUUGUGGAAUUGCGGCGCCCAUUCGCACUUUGAUCUUCUGCUUCUUUCAUCCAACUUCCCGUUGCGUUGGGCCAAGACAAAUGAUCUCGACUCGGGCUCGUGUUGAAGGCGGGAACGAAUUUGAGAUGAAGGUAUCGAUCGGCCUUACGAAGCGCAAUGUCACGGCUGCCGUUUCGGGGAGAUGACAAUUGCCAUGGUGUAAUGGAGACAUCUCAAGUGUAAUCCCCCAAAAUGUUUUUGUAAUGUUCGACAGCCAGCAGGGCCCAUUUUUUGCCGUCUUAUUGAUCGGCCGGCCGGCCCACUUUUGCUGACCUUCGUUGGCCUCGAGGCAAAGUCGACGACGCUCUUCUCAAAACACGCAAUUUCAUAAAAGCAGCAGCAGUUUCUCACCCAAAAUGUGGAGAAAAGGCAAUUAGUGCCUUCGGAUCCCGAGCAGGCCGCUCGGCCGGUGAGCUGCUUAGCGCUUGCAAAUCUCUUUGGCUUCAAUACAGACGUAAUGAUUGGAUUAGUCUUUCUUGCUUUGGCCAUAGCUCAAUAGAUUUGCUGUCAGAUGCCACAAAAAAAAAAAAAAUCCAUGAAAUGAGCGGAACCAGCGUUGUCCUCUUGAAAAUGACCCGAAAUGUCAAAUUUCCACUGCGGCCAUCAUACUACUUGUCCGUUUUUUUUUUUUUCUUUCCAUUAGAAAUAUCAGCAUAUCGCCUCUAUUGAUUACGUCUGGAUGUCUUAAUCAGAUCAGCAGAACGUCCCACCGCCGGAAAGUCCAUUCAUGCCAAAAUAUUGAUCAGGAAUUUAAUUGAAUGCGCCGCUCAGUUUAUUAAUCGGCCCCCUGCUUGUCUUUCUUUCUUUUGGCCUCCCGUGACGCUCAUCCAAAGUGACAGCUAUAGAAAAUGUAGAAUUUGUGUUAGUUUAAAAAAAAAAAAAAAAAAAAAAAGAAUAAUAAGGAGGUUGCUUUGUCCCUGAGGCUUCGGAGCUUUGAUCGUUAACGAGCGCAUGAUGGCUUUUGUAUUGAUCGCGGGGGGGAAAAUGUGGGUUGAUGGUGAAUUGGAAUGGGGGGGGGGGGACAAGAUACUGUAUAAUAUAUAUUUUUCUUUUUUUCCCACCCCCUGCUUACUUAGCAGUGUGAUUGGUGGGCCGGUGUGGGAAGCAGCUGCGGCUGCUUCAAAAGCAAAGCCGGCGCAACAGGAACCCUUUAGCCAGGUGGAAGCCGGCGUUGAGCCCGUAAAGCGCCGUAAACAGUCCGUUUCCAUCAGACGUGCCUCUCGCUGGCUCGCUGGUGUCAACACCUCGUUCCCCAAUAUCGGGUCUCUCGCACAACUGGUGUUCCACUCCAGUCCUGUAGGGGGCAGUCUUUUGCCAAUGAGCACACCCCAUGUUUACAUCCGCACCUCCGUGACAUCUUGAAAUAGGAUGUAAAGAAUUGUUUUGCUGCAUUCUUGGUGUUGCACCUUGUGGUGUUUGCACCUUGGCCACCAGGGGGCAGUAUAAUAAAGACAUAAUGUAUCAAUUGGAAGUCGCAGCACCUCAGUAAGCUGCAGUAAAGUCACCGAGGAUAAAGAAUAUGUGCCUAUGAGCGAGUUGACCUAUCGUGCUUCUCAUUUGACGGCAAGAAAUUGUUGUCGUCCAAAGAACGUCAAAUAAAAAUCUCACAGGAAUGAAGACAAAAAAUGUGUCUCUGGAACCAUUGGACCUCCUUUCUCAUUGGCCCGCCCUGGACCAGCCGCUGCAGAGUGUGAUCCAAUCGGGGCUGCGCCGUCCUCAGCCAAGCACGCCCCUCGGCGCUUAAAGCACCCCCGCGUCAGCAAUGGAGACUCGCUCUCGCUCUCUCGCUCUGUCUCACUGCAGCGGCGUGGCUUGGUUCCUCCGCCUCUUCAUCCCUGGCUUCUCGCGCUCGUCUUCCCCCCCCCGAGUAGCCUUGGAGGAGUUUGUCGCGGGGAGGGAGACGAACAUCCCGGCGACAUCCUGACAUGAUGCAGAGACUUGGGAACUGAUCUUCUUUUUGGAAGGGGGUGGGGGGGGCGUGUGUGUAUUUUUUUUUUUCCCUUUUUGUAGUCCUGGUCCUCCUGCAACAUCGGGAAUGCUUCACGCGGACUGAUGGACGUUUCUGAAGUGUGCAUCCCCGACCCGCUCUGCUACCAUAACCAGUGUCGAGACGUCAUCCGUGUGGCAAAUCUAUGCGUGCCCCCCCUCGCCCGCUGUCGUGACAUCGUGCUGCUGAGUCGAAUGCCCUCGGAGGAGCGCCACCUGUCCUCCAGCUGCGGUUCUUACGUGAAAACGGAGCCGUCCAGCCCGUCGUCGUCGUCUCUGGUGGACACGGGCAGCCGCCACAGUCCCGGCGGCAACUCGGACGCCAGCGGCGGCUACGUCAACGCGGGCCGGGGUUGCCACCUUCUGGACUCGCCGCCCAUGUUCAACCCGGGCAUGGGGCUGGGGGGCGCAGCCUGUCUGCGGCGCUACGACGACUGCUCCGGGGGCCUGGCGGACGAGUCGGCCAUCAAGUGCGAGUACAUGCUCAACGCCGCCAUCCCCAAGCGGCUGUGCCUGGUGUGCGGCGACGUGGCCUCGGGCUACCACUACGGCGUGGCCUCCUGCGAGGCCUGCAAAGCCUUCUUCAAAAGGACCAUACAAGGCAAUAUCGAGUACAGCUGCCCGGCCACCAACGAGUGCGAGAUCACCAAACGGAGACGCAAGUCGUGCCAAGCGUGCCGCUUCAUGAAGUGUCUCAAAGUGGGCAUGUUGAAGGAAGGCGUCCGCUUGGACCGGGUGAGAGGGGGUCGGCAGAAGUACAAACGGAGAAUGGACGCCGAGAACGGCGGCUACCUCAGCAUCCCGCCCCCGGCCAAAAAGCCCCUGACCAAGAUCGUGUCGCACCUGUUGGCGGUGGAGCCCGAGAAAAUCUACGCCAUGCCCGACCCCAGCGUGCCCGACGGCGACAUCAAGGCCUUGACCACCUUGUGCGACCUGGCCGAUCGCGAGCUUGUGGUCAUCAUCGGCUGGGCCAAGCAUAUCCCAGGCUUCUCUAGCCUGUCGCUGGGCGAUCAGAUGAGCCUCCUGCAGAGCGCCUGGAUGGAGAUCCUGGUGCUGAGCAUCGUCUUCCGCUCGCUGGCCUGCGACGAGGAGCUGGUCUACGCCGAGGACUACGCGGUGGACGAGGAACGGGCCAGGAGCUCGGGCCUGCUGGACCUGCACGUGGCCAUCCUGCCCCUGGUGCGGCGCUUCAAGAAGCUGCGCGUGGACAAGGAGGAGUUUGUCACGCUCAAGGCCAUCGCGCUGGCCAACUCGGACUCCAUGCACAUUGAGAAUCUGGAGGCCGUGCAGAGGCUGCAGGAUUCCCUCCACGAGGCCCUGCAGGACUUUGAGGGCUGCCAGCACCCGGAGGACCCCCGGCGGGCGGGCAAGCUGCUCAUGACGCUGCCCCUCCUGCGGCAGACGGCCACCAAGGCCGUGCAGCACUUCUACAGCGUCAAGAUGCAGGGCAAGGUGCCCAUGCACAAACUCUUCCUGGAAAUGCUGGAGGCAAAGGCUUGACAGCGGGCGGGGCGGGGCCGGGCCGGGCCGGGCCAGGCCGGGGGAGGCGGGGCCUACGCCUUUGACGGACAUCGCAUGACUAUAUUGUGCCAACGGGAAAAAGCUUGACGAGCGAAUAUCAACACGGUGCGGGAUUAUUACCUACAUUCGUAGAUAAGUGUAAAAAUUGUACAGAAUUGAGGCAAGUGCGCUCUUGCUAGCAUCUCGAGCUUCACCUUCAAAGCUGCCCUCCAAAUGUCCGGACCAUGCAGCUGCGGAGCCAUUUUGUCUUUCGCUUCUUUGCGUUUCCAUUUCGUCCGGGUGGGAAUUGCGCCACGCGAUUGCUUGACGGAUCCCUUUGGGAAAGGCUUCCCUUUUUUUCCCUCCUAUUCCAAAAGGAAGUCCGCCACUUCAAUUCUACACACGGCACUCCGCAACGACACGGCGGGCAAACGUACACAACUGCUUUACUAAAGUCAAAGAGAAAAAAAAUGGUGUGAGUUUUUCUUUUCUUUUUAAUAUUCAAAACAAAAUGGUGUCAUUGUGCGGUGUUGUGUGUAGAAUUUUGAAUGCAUUUUGGGGGGGAAUUUUGGUUGUAACCCAGAAGGUGGAAAAUAGUGAGCGGAGAUGUGCAAUAAUGUACCGUGUCAAAGCAAACUUUUUUUUUUUUUUUUCUUCUUCUUUCCAUCCAAUCUACUGAUACCCUGUUUAAUGUGACCAGAUAGCUCUGCAAUAAACACGCCUCCCGCGUUGUGAUGUCA